AUGUAUAGAUUUGUUCCUGGCACCGUCGGUGGUGUUGGGUCCAGACGUAAACUAUCUCACAAAACAUGCGAGUCCUGCAAAAAGCGGCAUAAACGAUGUGUUCAUGAUCAAAAGACCACCCAAUUAGAUGACCGAAAGAGGUCAGCACUGGCUUCGUCGCUCAGCUUUGCAGAAAUUCCCAAUUUAUCUGACCCUGAUGUUAACGGGGGGCUGACAAACAAUGUCAAUGGCUACGCUUCAGUCCCAGAGUCGCAAACCCUUUCAGAAGAUGGAAUUUGCCACGCGCCAGAACAAGCGGAGCGACCACCUGAAAGCAGUCGAAACCGCUUUGUUGGUAACCUCAGUCCAGAGGCGUUUUUCUUUGCGACUGGCAAUCAAGCCGUUGAUAGCGACGACCAACGUACUAACGUUGGCGUUUGGCUAGUAUCUCGCCAGCCUGCGUUGGAGAAACACCAGGAUACUACUUUGGGUAUUGAUGACCAUGGCCAAUCAACUACUUAUGCUUCUCUCCCACUGCCGAGCUCGUUCAACCUGCAAGGCAUGUUUCCCCAACUUCAGAAACAGUGGAUAUCUGUCCUCCCACCAGACUACGAGUUUAAGCUCAUGUCCAACAUAUACUUUUCUAAAUUUGAUCCAAUAUUUCCCGUCAUUCAUGGCGACAAUAUUGAAGAGCUUGAGGAUAUUGAAUCCUUGACACUCAAGCAAUGCAUUUGCCUGGUGGCUUCUCUCGACCCCUCGAUGAAACCCCAUCUCAGACUCGCUCACACCGAUGGUGUGAUAUCUCAAUUGCAAUUCUGCUCUCGCAUUGCAGAAACUCUCAAGUCCAUCUUACAUACCGGGAUUAUCCGUGAUAAGAUGUUGCUACUGCAAAUAACCGCUUUGUUGGCAUUUUUCGUUGAUAAGCCCAGCUCUAGCGAGAUAUCAUCAUACUACUGUGCCCAGGCAGUAGAGAUAUCUCAGACACUUGGGCUACAUGUCUCACGUCCCGGUGAAACCGAAGCAUUAGAGAAGUCGCAUCGUUUGUUCUGGUGUAUAUGGGCGCUGGAUCGACUCAAUGCUGCUACAAACGGGAGGCCUACCCUUAUUCAUGAGCGCGAUAUCGGUGAACAGAUACUAGCCUUUGUUCCUGAGCACCUUCCAUGUUUUCGGCUGUUUCUUCGCAUAUGCAAAUUUCUCGACGACGUAAUAUCUCAGUAUCGGCCUCGACCAGUGCUUCACUCCAAUGUAGGAGAAAUGCCCGUUCCCGAUUAUGAAAGCCUUGUUUGUGAGACGGCUGCAACAACAGUGGACACCCCAUUAAUUGCUUCAAUGGAGAUCUUCUAUCUCGCUGUCCGAAUUCUUGCAUGUCAGCCCCAGAGUCAAUCAGGUGGCCCUAAUCGAGCCCCGAGCUCGGAUGCUCAAUCCUCUUCAGCGGCUAGCAUACUCUCGAUCGCUUCUGGAGAUCUGAAACCCUCCAUUUCCUACUGGGUUGCUUUGCCUUACGCCAUUUCGCUAGCAAUAUCGGUCGAAUACCAAACUCUCCGAAACAGCAAAAUCCCAUACGCACGUAAACGCGCUCACUACCGUUUCCAUCAAACUCGGGAGGUUCUCGAUGGACUGGGCGAUACCUUUUUUUCUGCUCGCGUUAUGGCCCGGCUAGCACAAGACACUCUCAAAGAAGCGAGAAAGUCUAGGGCGUCUGUAACAAGAAACAGAGAUGAAAACUCGCUCCCAACUCGGAAUCAUCACUCUGGGCUUUUUACGAGCACCGACACUCAUCUGCACUACACUCGUCCGCCCGACAGUCCACUUCAUCCGAAUGAUUUCGAAACUACCACUCUACCACCCAGUCAUCUUCAUGGGAUUCUCCCAGCAAGUGAUGAAGAUUGGGCGACGUUUGAUAAUUGCAGCUUUUCGGAAAUCAAUGGUGGUUUUGAUGCGCUUGAUGAAACUUUUGAUUUAAGCCGAGUUGAUACCCUUUUCUCAACCAAUCUUAAUCCGACAAUGCCUUUGAUACCGACGGACUGGAUGGGAUUUUGA
Penicillium nucicola is the source of this 2019-nucleotide messenger RNA. RefSeq names its product fungal specific transcription factor domain-containing protein. The record is from RefSeq and is a predicted model, not a curated record. Gene Ontology annotation, molecular function: DNA binding; zinc ion binding. Bases 1 to 2019 code for a protein of 672 amino acids. Gene Ontology annotation, biological process: DNA-templated transcription. NCBI's taxonomy places the organism in Eukaryota, Fungi, Ascomycota, Eurotiomycetes, Eurotiales, Aspergillaceae. The transcript has 3 exons.